AUGGCCAACCUCAAUAUCCAAGAUUUGGAUAUCAAAUCUAACCAUAUCCCUCCUUUAAAUCUUGAAAGCAUACCAACGGACUCCAUGCAAGAAACCUACCAAAUCAUUACCCCUACUACCAAUCCCAUUACACAUAGUGAUAGACAAACCCCCACGGCGGUUGAAACCAUCUCAAGUUACAAUUCCUCUAUAUACAAUGCCCAGAAUCCCAUCUUCCCUGCGAAGGAGAACAAGACUAAUCCAAAUAGUAAGGCAACUGACCAAUCCCACAAUGGAAAACCAACAACAAAUCCCCCAUCAACCAGUACAACCCCAAAUAAUCUAUGUCCAACCUCCCCAAGCCCAGGAUUACCAACCACUCUCAUGGAUGGAGAUGGGGUUAAUGGGUCAUGCAGUGUCUUUCAACAUCCAAGUGAUUGGUCAGGAAACGAUAGUGAACCUCCACAACACUCAAUACCUUGCUCAACUAAUCUCGGAGGGAAUGGGUCUAGCAAUGAGCAACUACCUAAACCAAAUCUGGCUCAGCAACAUCCUUCAUCCCCUUGCUCCCUCAAUAAAUCCCAACCUAGUUCAAACAAUGAUCCAACAGUGAAACAUGCCUCCACACUUCAACCCUCUCCAACCCCAAAACAUUCUUCCAGAUCUCCCAUUUUUUCCCUCAGAGAUGCUAACUCAUCUCAACCCAAUAUUCAUGCCAUGGGACAUCAACCCCCGACCUCAGGAUCAACCUAUCAACCAGGCAGUGCCACAGGAAGCCCCUCAGCCACCCCAUGCAAUGCAGGAACAGGGCCAUGCAGAGGCAGAUAUGGAAGAAGAUCUAGAGGAACCCCUCAACCUAGCCUUAGAGCGAGUCCUAGAAUUCUCAAACUUAGACGGGGUAAAAGUGUUUCUAUUCAGGGAGUUGCAGGAGAAGAGGCACGUUCUCAACUGUCCCCUAGUACUCUACAAGUGUUCGAUGGAUAUAAGGCCACCUCAGGAUCCUACGGUGGGGAACAGGGCCAUGAUUCUAGUACCUACACUAAGGAGGAACCCUAUCUUUCUAGGGGGGUGAGGGAUAAUGGGGAGGCAGGGAACCAGCAACCAACUUAUCCAAUGAAUCACCCAACUAACAUUAUUAUAUGGAAUAUAAGGGGAGGAAACAAUGAUAACUUCCGUAGAAAUUUUAGAGAAAUGUUAGACACUCAUUGUCAUUGCAUGGUUGCUUUACUAGAGACUAGGUUGGUAAACCAUGAGAAUUGGCUAGAUGAGUUUGGUUUCUCUCAACUCAUUGAAGUUCCAGCUGAGGGGCAGUCAGGAGGAAUGGUUGUCAUGUGGAAGCAUGGGGUUGUUUCUGCUCAAAAUUUCACUCGUAGGAAUCAAGAAAUCCAUGCUACCAUUGAGGCUCUUCUCUUGAAUGCGGAGGAGUAG
Messenger RNA from Nicotiana attenuata, 1407 nucleotides. RefSeq names its product cell wall protein RBR3-like. Bases 1 to 1407 code for a protein of 468 amino acids. The record is from RefSeq and is a predicted model, not a curated record. NCBI's taxonomy places the organism in Eukaryota, Viridiplantae, Streptophyta, Magnoliopsida, Solanales, Solanaceae. The transcript has 2 exons.